Neurospora hispaniola is the source of this 1626-nucleotide messenger RNA. RefSeq lists its product as uncharacterized. Gene Ontology annotation, molecular function: 23S rRNA (adenine(1618)-N(6))-methyltransferase activity. Lineage: Eukaryota; Fungi; Ascomycota; Sordariomycetes; Sordariales; Sordariaceae. Gene Ontology annotation, biological process: rRNA base methylation. The record is from RefSeq and is a predicted model, not a curated record. The coding region runs from base 1 to 1626 and encodes 541 amino acids. The transcript is spliced from 2 exons. Gene Ontology annotation, cellular component: nucleus.
AUGGAAACCAACAAGAGGAAAGCGGUGGUUGAAGCGGGCGAUGAGCACAACUUGGCAGGAGAAGGAGGAUUAGCCAGUCCAGUCCGCGAACCCGAAGCCAAACGACAGAAACAAACAAACAAUGAAGAUAUCCAAGGGCAGCCGGCGCAAGAAGCCACCAAGCCGACCCCCGAGUCCGAUCGGCCCCACAACACCCGGAGCGCCCCGCCUUCCGAACCCGGACCCGGACAGGCCGUAGUAGCAACGGGGGGCAAACCACGCAAAUGGACCGACGAGUACUUUCGCAAGCUUUACACCAAAGACCCCAGUUUCAAACACCUUGGUCAGAAGGAUCCCGACUUUGCUCCUUUUCUCGACUCCAAGAACCAACUCGACUUCAACGACCCAUCAGCAGUAAUGCAACUAACCAAAACCCUUCUCAAAAUCGACUACGGCCUGAUAAUUGACCUUCCCUCCGACCGUCUCUGCCCCCCCGUUCCCAACCGACACAACUACAUCCUCUGGCUCACCUCCCUCCUGUCCUCCUCUUCUUACCACCCCCAUUUCAGUUCCUUACCUGAUCAGAACAAUUCCUCCCGCUCCAUCAUCGGCCUCGACAUCGGCACCGGCGCCUCAGCCAUCUACCCCCUCCUCGGCUGCGUCCAACACCCCUCCUGGUCCUUCAUCGCAACCGACAUCGACGCCCACUCCCUCUCUUUUGCCAAGCGCAACAUCCACCUCAACAACUUACAAGACCGCAUCACCCUCUUGCAUCGCACCCCGGACCAAUCGCUGAUCCCUUUCGACUCCCCCAUUCUCACCACACGGGGAAUCGACAGAAUAGACUUCACAAUGUGCAACCCCCCCUUCUACUCCUCCCCGUCGGACCUCCUCUCCUCCGCCGCCAAAAAGAGUCGACCACCACUAACAGCAUGCACUGGCGCCCCCGUCGAGAUGGUCUGUGCAGGAGGGGAAGUGGCGCAUAUUUUCAAAAUGAUCGACGAGUCGCUUGUCCUCCGCGAAAAAGUGACGUGGUACACGAGCAUGGUCGGAAAGGUAACUUCCCUGGAAACAGUAGUGGAGAGGCUAAGAAAGGAAAAGAUACAAAAUUAUGCGGUGACGGAGCUGGUGCAGGGUAAACAGACGAAGCGGUGGGUGGUGGGAUGGAGUUUUGCGGGGAUGAGAGCUGGAGAGGCAGAAGGAAGGGGGGUAAGUGGGGUGUGGAAGAAACUGUUGCCGCCGGUGGUGAGUAUGGAGGUUGGAAUGUGGAAGGACAGUAGGGAGCAGGUCGGAAAGGUGGUGGAGAGGGUUAAGCAGACGGUGGAAGGGUUGGAGUUGAUGAGUUGGGAGUGGAGUGGGGAGAGGAUGAGAGGGGUGGGGAGGGCGAGGGCGAAUGUUUGGAGUCGGGCUUGGAGGAGGAAGAGGGAGAGGGAGAUGAAGGCGGUAGAGGAGGGGAAGAAAAAGGAGGAGGACGGUGAUGGAAAUGGGACAAGAGAAGAAGAGGAGUGUAAAUUGGGAUUUGAGGUGGUGAUCGAGGUUGGAAAAGAUGGGGAGAUGAAGGUGCUGCUACUUUGGAGGGAGGGACAUGAUCAAGGCUUGUUUGAGAGUCUUUGGGGUUAUUUGCAGGGGAAGCUGAAGGAUAUCUAG